AUGUUGGGCUUUUUAAGGAUGCCUAACGACCGCGUCAACACCCGCGACCAGGUUACGACCAGUUCAAACGGAGGGUGGGUUGUUGGGGUCGUUCAGCUGGGAGAGCUCGACAAUAAGACAGCUCCCUUUGCCGCAACUACCCAGGUGGUCGUGGAGAAAGCGCGUUCUGUUUGUCUGGAUCUAGAUCGGGCGAAGCAUGCGCCGUCAGGCGCAUCACAGAAUGUGCAUCGAGCAAAUACACCUCCCUUCGCUACAAAUUGGUCGUCUUGGAGAACGCGGGAGUUUAUCUGGGUGCAUGCGGGCCUGGAAAUCACAACGCAUGCGCCUAAUCGAGCAAACGUGCGCCUUCUUUUUUCUGCUCAUCUGAUUGGUUUACCGUUUGUCUUCGGACCCCCAGAUGGUUGUCGCAGCGAGCAUGGGCGCAAAGUCAGUUUGACCACGACAACAUGGAUUCAAGAUUGUCGUCGUACUCGUGUGGCGCCUUGCACGUUCACUCUCGCGCAGCGCCUCUCGUUGGCCAUCUUCAUGAGCACCGUCGUUCAACGCAUCUUCGUUCACCCGCGAGGCGUAGCGCGUCUCUGCAGACUUGACUUCGCUGUUCGUGGCCACCUUAUUCGGCGUCCGCAUUCGAGCAAAAGGGCAGCUAAUUCUUCGCUCCCGCCAACAACACGCCCAAUUGCGCGAAAGAAUGAUGGUGAAUUCACAUGUAUGGCUACACCCAUGAUUUUGCUGCCCGAGGCGUGCAAAAUGCUGUUUACUCGCACUUGCGACGACGGUGCUUGUUCUGUGGGAGGUCGUCAUUGUGGGGAAUGCGGAUCUGGGCAUGCAUACUUCAACAACGAUGUCCCGAUCGGCUCAUUCAAGACUACCUGGACUGUCCCACCCGCACCAGCUGCAAACCACGGUCAAACGAUCUUCCUGUUCAACAGCAUUGAACCGGGAAGCUUUGACGGCAUCAUGCAACCCGUUUUACAGUGGGGACGGAGCGCAGCUGGCGGUGGCCCGCAAUGGAUGCUUGCUUCAUGGUACCUCUACCCCGGCGGGACAUUCUUUUCGCCUCUGGUCGGUGUUUCUGUCGGCCAAAGACUGCAGGGUGAAGUCCGGCUCGUUGGCGCGUCUGGCGGGACCUUCAACUACCUCUCCUCCUUCACCAAUGUUGGCGGCACGGGACUCGAGGUCGAUGGUGGCCCAGAGCUGAAAUGGGCUACGCUCACCCUCGAGUCGUAUGGCGUCACCACCCGCGACGACUACCCGGCGGGCUCGACGGUGUUCUCGGCCACCAACCUGCAGCUGACUAACGGCGGAUUCCCGAAUAUCAACUGGGCCACUGUCAGCGACACCGCUGAUGGUAUUACCACCACGGUACAAACCCAGGGCUCGACGGCGGCUGUUGUUACAAUUACUUACUAG
Mycena indigotica is the source of this 1410-nucleotide messenger RNA. RefSeq lists its product as uncharacterized. The transcript has 15 exons. The record is from RefSeq and is a predicted model, not a curated record. The coding region runs from base 1 to 1410 and encodes 469 amino acids. Lineage: Eukaryota; Fungi; Basidiomycota; Agaricomycetes; Agaricales; Mycenaceae.